UCUUUGCCAGGGGAUGAACAUCCGCGAGUCGAACGCUUUACCGUAGUCUACAGUGACAACGAGGCAUCAGGAUAACUAUCAUCAAGAUACAAUCACACCUAUCCUUAGUUAGUUCGAUCUCCAAGCAUCCGAUUAUGAAGAAUCUUUCACGACUGCGGAGAACGUGUAAUAAAUAUGGAAAUAUAAAUAAUAAAGUUUUAUGAUGUUCCCUAGAAGUGCAUUUCGCAAAGAACAUUGAUCUGACGUGCUCGGAAGGCUCAAUAAGUGCAACGACACGCGUGCAUACUUGCAGAAUAUCUCUUUAGGCAGCCUGAAAUUAUUUGUAGCUUGCCAAUUAGGCGAUUAGUUCGUCCUAAUGGCAGAAACAUCGAAUGUUCCGCUUUGGUCAAGUGCAGAAUUUUAUCUGUCAAUGAGUAAAUUUCUGUGACAGCAUAACGUCGGCCAGGUUGCACAUGCGCCAGUGUCGGUCCCCAUGGAAACGGGAUGCGAGCCACCGCGUGUGAAUGCGUAUUGAUUACUCUACUCUUGCUCCAUUCCGCGAUCUCUUGGUCCUCGCCGUGUCUUCUCCUGUCACCCCGCCAACCCUUGCUCCACCAUCCUUUUUCUCCAUCUCUUCUCUCUCUCUCUUCUCAUCCGUGCAUCCCCUUUUUUUCUUCAAAUUAGCCCCGUAAUGCUCCUGCGCGCUCUUCAGACCCUUUGCAUAAAAAGCGGAGAUUUCUCUUUAUUUUAAGGUUUCCUAUAUCAGAUUUACGGGAAAAUUUGUUACUUUAAAAUGCAUUACUUUUCUAUCAAAUCUAAAAUAAAAUAGAAUCGAAACCACGCGUUUCGUUCAAAGCCAUGCACUGGUGUCUCAUCGUUCAAAGUAAAAAGCUUAAAAGUUUCUUGAUCGUAAAUGUUGUCUACACAUACGACUUGUAUUUCUUAACUUAUGAAGGAUACAAGAAAAAUUUAUGUACGGAACUUGCACGGUUCAAGCGGCCACAUCCUUUGAUAGAAUUUUUUCUUACCUCAUUAUUUAAUCUUUUCAAGACGAUUUCAUUUAUCCUUGACGCAUGAGGUCGAUUUUAAUUAGGUUUUUAAAUAUUGUACUCAAAAAUUUAUUAACCCUUGCGGAGUAAGGAUGGGAAUGGGAAGCACAGUAGGAGGUCCUGUUGCGGCUAAGCCACUUGAAGUAGUAACGAUAGAAAAAACUGAUGCCAGUCCUGAGAAACUAAUGUGCGGUAAUAUUCCAUGCGUGACAACUAUAUAAAAAGGUGAAACUCAUAGAAGGGACUACUUUUACUCCUGCCUUCUACGCUUUAAGAUUUAUAUUUGAAACCUUCGUCUACCUUUAACGAAUGUGGCUGAUCAUAUUUCCCACGAGCAUGUCGUCGCGAUUCAUUUGGGUUCUUCUAGCAACUAUUACCGUUCACUGUGUUUUUGUGAAGAACGAGGAAUCUACUGUGCCUCCUGAAAAUACAUUACUGGCGAGUAUUAUACGUGCUAGAGAUUCUUCCAAAACAUCACAUCCAAAUGACAAGGUACAAGGAUUCGAUAAAAGUUCGGAUAAGCUACCGCGUACAACGAAUAAUCGAUCGGAAGCAAAAUCUAAAGGUUCCAGUUGCUGCGAAUCCAGAUACAGUUCCGGUUCAUCAACGCGGCCCGAUUGGUAUAGCAAUAAGAAACCUGGCUAUUCUACCAAAGUCGGCAGUCGCUUUCCCGCAGACAGAUACGCAUGGCAAACUCAAGGGCAACCACCAGGUUCAACCGGAAGUAUGGGACGACCAGGAACCGGAAACUGGAAUACUGAAACUUUCAUUGAAGGGAGUUACGUAGGAGAUAGAUUUAGUCCGACGCCGAGUUAUGGAAACGAAGGUACACGUAAGCCUAAUGGUUAUGCUUACGGUAGUUCUGGAGGAUAUGGAUAUGGUAAUAAUGGAGGAUAUGGUUUUAAUCGACCAUCUGGCUAUGGAGGAAUUUCAGGGACAUUAGCUAAUGGAGAUGAAUUCGGAUCUGUGGAACCAAACUACCCCGAAAUAAACGCCCCUGCGCAUCCAAAUCUUCAAACGCAAAAAGCUGUAGCUUUAAAAGCUUUAGCAGGUGUUGCCUUAAUUGCAACGGCUGCUGCAUUAGCAACAAAUCCUGUUCUUCUUCCACUUGGCGCUGUAUCAGGGAGAAGAAAGCGAUCGAACUCGGAUAUUGAAAAUAAAGAUCAGUUUCUGGAUAAUUUAAUUCGCGGACGAAUUUUCGAGAAAAGUCUUAUCAAGGUCCCAGAAUAAUCCAAGUAAUCAAGUAAUGAAGCUAGAAAAUUUACAGAAACGGUAAUUGCUGCUUCAGAGGGAGUAAAUUGUAAUAUCUAUAAGUGUAAUGAAUGUAAGAGUAAAUCCUAAAUUCAAAAAUAAGACGUAGGUUCAACUGUAUAAUUGUUUUUCAUUUUUAAUUUCAAAACCGGUCACUUGAUUAUUUAGAGUGGUUGGAUGGAUCGAAUGAAUAGGCAAAAUAUAAUGUGUACCCAUAUUUAUCUACAUAUUAAGAAACGGACCAUUAGUUUUGUAAACAAAUGGUGUCAAUAAAUAAUUUAAUGCGAAAGUUUA
Molecule: messenger RNA, 2573 nt
Organism: Ceratina calcarata
Lineage: Eukaryota; Metazoa; Arthropoda; Insecta; Hymenoptera; Apidae
Product: translation initiation factor IF-2
Exons: 7
Coding region: 1338-2258 (306 amino acids)
Source: RefSeq, a predicted model, not a curated record